Molecule: messenger RNA, 2805 nt
Organism: Suncus etruscus (white-toothed pygmy shrew)
Lineage: Eukaryota; Metazoa; Chordata; Mammalia; Eulipotyphla; Soricidae
Gene: VWCE
Product: von Willebrand factor C and EGF domains
Exons: 20
Coding region: 1-2730 (909 amino acids)
Biological process (GO): cellular response to virus
Cellular component (GO): cytoplasm
Molecular function (GO): protein binding; calcium ion binding
Source: RefSeq, a predicted model, not a curated record
AUGUGGGCUGGACUGUUCCUCGGGGCAGCCUGCGUCGUGCUCCUGCAGCCGGGGAGCCCGGCCCGAGGUUACCCCGCGAGGAAGCCGGUCGAGAGACGUCGACUGGGCCCCCAUGUCUGCCUCUCAGGGUUCGGGAGUGGCUGCUGCCCUGGAUGGGCACCCUCCAUGGGCAGUGGGCACUGCACUCUUCCCCUCUGCUCCUUUGGCUGUGGGAAUGGCAUCUGCAUUGCUCCCAACCUCUGCUCCUGCCAGCAUGGAGAGCAAGGGGCCACCUGCCCAGCCAAUAGAGCUUGUGGGGAGUAUGGCUGUGACCUUGCCUGCAACCAUGGUGGCUGCCAGGAGGUGGCUAGAGUGUGUCCUGUGGGCUUCUCCAUGACAGAGACAGCUGUGGGCAUCAGAUGUACAGACAUCGAUGAAUGUUUAAGUGCCUCUUGUGAGGGCCUCUGUGUGAACACGGAAGGUGGCUUUGUGUGUGAGUGCGGGCCAGGCAUGCAGCUGUCUGCCAAUCGCCACAGCUGCCAAGACACGGACGAAUGCCUGGGGACCCCGUGCCAGCAGAGGUGCAAGAACAGCUUGGGUAGCUACAGAUGCUCCUGUCGAACAGGCUUCCAUCUCCAUGGCAACCGCCACUCCUGCGUAGACGUGAAUGAAUGUCGGAGGCCGCUAGAGAGGAGAGUCUGCCAUCAUUCCUGCCAGAACACCGUGGGCAGCUUCCUGUGCACGUGCAGGCCUGGCUACAGGCUCCGGGCUGACCAUGUGUCCUGCGAAGCUUUCCCCAAGGCCAUGCUGGCGCCCUCGGCUAUCCUGCAGCCUCCAGAACAGUCACCUCCCAUGUUGGUUCUGCUGGAGACAGGCCGACCUCCGCACUCCCCUGGACAUAGCCCACCUUCAGGGGCACCUGGGCUUCCCGCUGGAGUCAGGACCACCCACCUGCCGUCUCCCACACAUGCUCCACCAGCAUCCUUGCUGUCCACCCCAGUGGCCUCCCCAUCGGGGACCCGAAUGCCAGCCUCACACCUCUCUGAGAAGGCGCUGCAUCCCCCAUCUUUGCCCGGGGGCCCUGCAGCCACAUCACUGGCCCCAGCACCCUCUGUCUGCUGGCACCUGGGGACCAUGUACGAGUCGGGGAGCCGCUGGACGCAGCCCGGGUGUUCCCAGUGCUGCUGCGAGGAUGGAAAGGUGGCCUGUGAGAAGGUGACAUGUGACACUGCGUGUUCUCACCCGAUUCCACCCCCAGAUGAGGGCUGCUGCCCCUCCUGCACAGGCUGUCUGCACAAUGGCAUCCUGCAUUCCGAGGGGGAGGUGUUCUCUCCCCCCAAUGAGAACUGCACACUCUGUGUCUGCCUGGCUGGAAACGUGUCCUGCAUUUCCCCUGAGUGUCCUCCUGGUGCCUGCCAGCCCUCCCCUCCAUCAGAAUGCUGCCCAUGUGCUCCAGUGCGGUGCUACUUCCAUGGUCGGUGGUACGCGGAUGGCGCCGUGUUCAGCGGGGGUGGUGACGAGUGCACCAUCUGUGUGUGCCAGAAAGGGGAAGUAGAAUGUUCCUUCACCCCCUGCCCCGAGCUGGACUGUCCCCGCCAGGACUGGAGGCUGGACCCAGGCCAGUGCUGUUUCACGUGCAGGGAACCCACACCAAAGGCAGGCUGCUCUCUGGACGACAACGGGGUGGAGUUUCCGGUGGGACAGAUCUGGUCUCCGGGUGACCCCUGUGAGUUAUGCAUCUGCCAGGCAGAUGGUUCUGUGAGCUGCAAGAGGACAGAGUGCUUGGACUCCUGCCCACACCCCAUCCGGAUCCCUGGACAGUGCUGUCCGGACUGCUCAGCAGGCUGUACCUAUGCGGGCAGAGUCUUCUAUAACAAUGAGACCUUCCCCUCAGCGCUGGACCCGUGUCUCAGCUGCAUCUGCCUGCUAGGCUCUGUUGCCUGCUCACACGUGGACUGUCCCAUCAGCUGUACGUACCCCUUCCACCCGGAUGGUGCUUGCUGCCCCGUGUGCCUAGACUGCAACUACGAGGGACGGAAGGUGGCCAACGGGCAGGUGUUCUCGUCAGAUGAUGAGCCCUGCACCCAGUGCACGUGCCAGCUGGGAGAGGUGAGCUGUGAGAGGGUCCCCUGCCUGCAGGCCUGCUCGGACCCUGCUGCACCCCCUGGGGACUGCUGCUCCUCCUGUCCAGAUGCCUUGUUUCUUCUGUCCCCUCCUGAAGACGCGGCAUUUGACAAAGGUGCCCGGACUCCCCGUGAAGAUCCUGAGCCCUCACAGAACUGCAGUUCUUGCUCUGGUCCCCCAGCAGAGCUGCCCCCAAGGUCAGCACCUCAGCUGCUCCACCUCCUCUUCAGAGCAAACUUGUCUCAUGGGCAGACACCACCCAGCAGCCUCCCAUGGAAGGCAGAGAUUACAUUCUCAGGGGGGCCUAGGACCUCGAAGCCUCCUCAGCCAUCAUCAGAAGCCACCACUCUACUUCCGGCUGCACUGGGGACUCUGGGGCCACAUCCUCCCUCUCAUGGGGAGCCCCCCGACACAGCCGCCACAGUGUGGACACUGACCCAACCUCCCUCCACGCUGACUGGCACUGCAGCUCUUUCCUCCACAGCCCCCAGGCCCUCACAGACCCUCCGCAGCCUUCUCAGGCCGCCCAGAUUCUCCCCCACAACUUCCGGACCCCCUGCAGAUCUGGCCAGGCCCACAACAGGGACCCCAAAAGAUGAGGAGGAAGUGGAGAGGCCCACCAAGUAAUCAGGGUAUGGAGGGGCACCCCACACUGACAGCUCUGCUGGCAGAGGCUGAGGUCCCCAGGCCACUCCCCUGGGG